AUGCCAUCGAACAGAUUAUUACUACGACAAGGCCUAGUGCCUCUGGUCUCCAAGUCGACCGUGCGACCCGCCGCGACAACCAUCCCGCGUCUGCGCCAAGUUGCUUCCGCUUCCGCCAGCGGCAGCAGCAGGCAAGCACAUACCGGCGCUCGUUCGGCCGCCGUCCGUCCUCGUCUUCACCAACAAUCAUGGGUCCCUAAGACGAGCCUCGCGCCCCAGCAGCGCCGCACCAUCUUCAUCCAGACCGAGAACACGCCCAACCCGGACUCGCUCAAGUUCCUGCCCAACACCAAGCUCAUGAACAUUGACGGCGUCACCUCGGUCUUCUACGGCACCGACUUCAUCACCGUGACCAAGUCGGCCGACGCCAACUGGGCCCACAUCCGCCCGGAGGUGUUUGCGCUCAUCACCGAGACUAUUACUUCCGGUCAGACGAUCGUUAACGUGGUGGAGCGCAGGGAGGGCGAGGAGAAUACACAGGAGUCGGACGAGAAGGAUAGCUUGGCGUACGACGAGAACGAUAGCGAGGUGGUGGGCAUGAUCAAGGAGCUGUUGGAGACGAGGAUUCGCCCGGCUAUUCAGGAGGACGGUGGCGAUAUCGAGUUCCGCGGGUUCGAGGAUGGAAUUGUUAAGCUCAAGCUGCGCGGAGCGUGCCGGACGUGCGAUUCGAGCACGGUGACGCUCAAGAACGGUAUCGAGGGCAUGUUGAUGCACUACAUCGAAGAAGUCCAAGGAGUCGAACAGGUACUUGACCCCGAAGAAGACAUCGCGUUGCAGGAGUUUCAGAAGUUUGAGGAGAAGUUGAAGAAGCAAAAGGGCGAAGUCCCCCUCACCACCGUAGGGAAGGACUCUUUGGAUUCCAUCCCUGGCUAA
Molecule: messenger RNA, 873 nt
Organism: Sordaria macrospora k-hell
Lineage: Eukaryota; Fungi; Ascomycota; Sordariomycetes; Sordariales; Sordariaceae
Source: RefSeq, a predicted model, not a curated record